Chlamydomonas reinhardtii is the source of this 1940-nucleotide messenger RNA. RefSeq lists its product as uncharacterized. The transcript is spliced from 10 exons. Bases 87 to 1517 code for a protein of 476 amino acids. NCBI's taxonomy places the organism in Eukaryota, Viridiplantae, Chlorophyta, Chlorophyceae, Chlamydomonadales, Chlamydomonadaceae. The record is from RefSeq and is a predicted model, not a curated record.
GCUGAAACUCAACGGUUCCUCUAGAAACACAGCUGAGCGACUGUGCAACACUCUUAAAAUCGGCGCAACAUAUUUAUGCUGCAAGCAUGAAUAACAGCGCAUUACGGCAUCGGCUGGCGACACCUAGCUCGCACGGCGCGGCAUGCACGCGAAGUCGAUGCAAGCGUUUUCCGCUGCAGCGCCUACAAGCCACGCCCGUGGCUGCGCUUUCAGGGCCACCAGCCGUUGCCAGCUUCCCAGCGCAAGCCCCAUGCGCUGCACGCACGCAGUUCAGCUCACCUCUUGCCGCCCCUCGACGCCCUUCCGCCCGCGCGGCGGCGACUCUGUCCAUCUCUGUGCCUGAGCUGCCUGCCCUGCUGCCCCUCCAAGGACCAUGGGGCGUGUGGACUGGUCUGGUGCUCGCAGGCGCCUUCGGGCUGUGGUCGGAGCGUACACGGCUGGGCAAGGAGCUGAGCGGCGCGCUGGUGUCCACCCUGGCCGGCAUGCUGCUGGCCAACACGGGUGUACUGCCGCCGGGCGCCCACGAGUUGGCCGUGGUUUACAAGUUCCUGCUGCCGCUGGCCAUCCCCAUGCUGCUGUUCGCGGCAGACCUCAGGCGCAUCCUGUCUGAGACGGGCCGCCUGCUGGCUGCCUUCCUGCUGGGCUCGGCGGCCACUGUGGCGGGCUCCCUGGCGGCCAUGUCGGUGUUCCCCCUGGGGCGGUACCUGGGGGAUGAGGGCUGGAAGGUGGCCUCGGCGCUGACCGCCCGCCACAUCGGUGGCGCCGUCAACUACAUGGCCGUGUCCGAGACGCUGGACAUCACGCCCUCCACCUUCGGCGCCGGCCUGGCCGCAGACGACCUCAUCCUCACGCUCUACUUCGUGGCCAUAUACUACCUGGCUCGGCGCAUCCCGCCGGACCUUGGCCAGGUGGACAAGACAGCAGGCGGCGGCGGCGGCGGAGGCGGACAUGGAGACGGCGGGGCCGGGGGCGUGGGCGGCAAGGUCAUCACGGUGACGGAGGCGCUGACGUCUCUGUCCAUCUCCGCCGCCAUCUGCUACAUCGCUGUGGCACUGGCGAGGGUGUGGGAUAUGCCCGGCCAGGCCAUCACGCUCAUGACCGGCCUCACAGUGGCACUGGCCACGGCCCUGCCGCGCCGCCUGGCGCCGCUGGUGCCCUCCGCCGAGGGCCUGGCGCAGAUCCUCAUGCAGAUUUUCUACGCCACCAUCGGCGCCUCCGCCAAUGUGGGCCUGGUGGUGCAGACGGCGCCGGUGCUGUUCCUGUUCUCGCUCAUUGCGCUGGGGGCGCACCUGGGCCUGCUGCUGGGGGUGGGGCGGCUGCUCGGCUUCAGCCUGCGGGACCUGCUGAUAGCCAGCAACGCCAACGUGGGAGGCCCCUCCACUGUGGCGGGCAUGGCCGCGGCCAAGGGCUGGACGUCCAGUGUGGUGCCGGGCAUCCUGACCUCCACACUGGGGUACGCCAUUGGCACCUUCAUGGGCAUCGGGCUGGGCUACAGCGCGCUCAGGCACAUUGCGUGAGCAGCAUCGCGGAGCAGGAGGAGGAGGAGGAGGUGAGCAGGGCACGGCAGGGCAUUUGGCAAUGCCAGGGCACAGGGAACGGGGCUGGACCAGUAUUGUGCAGCGAUGCAGGUGACAGGACGUGGGAGUGUGUGAAAACAGGUGAAGGAAGUUGUGAAGUAUAUGCGAUGCGUGUGGAGCUGUGAGAGUCGAGAGUAGAUGUUGGAAUGUGGGAAUGGGUUUGCAUUGCAACUCAUAGAGGAGAAACGGGUUGGUAGGCUGGUACGCAGCUGGCGGCGAAUGGAGGUGCUUGCGGGCGGGCGAAACCACAGCAGCUACACCCAGAGACUGGCUGGGCACGAGGUGAUGCAAGCGAGGUAUGCUGUACAUAGUUUGCAAUGUUCGUCUUGGUACAUCAAUCGGCACUUUGGUAUUCAACCUGAC